Trichoderma atroviride IMI 206040 is the source of this 867-nucleotide messenger RNA. Lineage: Eukaryota; Fungi; Ascomycota; Sordariomycetes; Hypocreales; Hypocreaceae. The record is from RefSeq and is a predicted model, not a curated record.
AUGCCCCGUCGCUUCUCGCACGGCCGACCGCCGGCAACAGUAUACGGCACUUCCCGCUAUUUCCAUGGCCACCCCGUAUCGAAUAACUUUUGGGCUCCAAUCCAGCAAGCCAGCCCGCGUUGCUUGGAGGAGGCUGUCUCAGAGCGCCUGCUAACGCCGUUCAUUGUCUGCCAGACGUACACUAAGAGCCCCUGGCAUCUGCAACAUGACUAUUGCACCCAAAGACUGGAGGAUCGAUUGGUUGACGUGCAGCUUAUCACAACUCAGCUUCAGCUCCUGGUCUUUGGGCUGCUCAUUCCGGAGUGUGGUACCUACUACCACAAGUGCUACAGUACAGGCAGUAGAAGACAGCUAGAAGCAUGGAAGCACAGGGGCCCCCCUGCAAGAGCAUGGAGCAUGCAGCCCAAAGAGCGGAGACGCAAUGCCAGAGAGCGAUCAGGAUUGCAGUAUACGCUGAGUGUCCCCCGUGUCUGUGUCGAAAUUCUCCUAGCAGAGUCUAGUGCAACGCCAGACACGCUCACAUCACCACCUGUCAAGCCACUUAGCGCACAGGGCAUCAAGGCGGUACAGUGUCUUGUCACAAGCGCAAAACGGUACCGUUGCUUGCAUCCCGAACUGGAGAUUGCUCGGUGGUUUGAACGGAAAGCUGAGCAGCGACCCGGUAGAUCAUUUCGCGCUACUCUUGCACUACCGGAGCGCCGGCUCCUGGAUAAAACGGAAAGCUACCUAGUUUCUCUUUUGCCUAUUGCACAAUCACCGGCGCGGCGCUCCCGAAUAGGCAGUAUGCGAUGCUUCCAUGCUCUUUUGGCGCAGAACUGCCAGCCGCACUUUGUUGCCCUACAAACUGACGCCAGGAAUGGAAUCUAG